Molecule: messenger RNA, 1503 nt
Organism: Guyanagaster necrorhizus
Lineage: Eukaryota; Fungi; Basidiomycota; Agaricomycetes; Agaricales; Physalacriaceae
Exons: 4
Coding region: 1-1503 (500 amino acids)
Source: RefSeq, a predicted model, not a curated record
AUGACAGAUCAAGCACCAAAUGUGGUCCAAAAUGAUAUCACUGAUACCAGAAAUUCCCCGAGGUCAGAAGGCAGAGCUAUGGAAAAUAUCACCAAUCCUUUAGAUUUUCCAUCAUGGGACACACUGCAUGUCGCGUCGUCAGAGCCUUCUGACAAUGGUUUGCACUUGCCGGGUGAAGAUGGAGGUGAUGAGCUUGACACAGAUGGAAGUGCCGAUAGCGAGUUCUUCAGGGAACAGGAGCGACCCCAGAUUGACGAAACAACAAUUCUUGUCGAUUCAGAACGCGAUUCGUCGAGCGAGUUUUUCACAGAGCCCGACUCUAGCGCCACACUGUCAAAACCCCCGGAGCUUGCUUCCGUUUCACGCGUUCCAAAAUCACCAUCAAAAUUCAUUGGCGUUGUCAUUCCGAAAUCAGGGCACUCUACACCAAACAGAUACACACCACACGCACCUUCGACGACGAAGACAUUCAUUCCCAAUACUGUUUGUGACGAUGCAUCAGAUGCCACCACAGCUAAAACCAAUCCUGUGCGCGCGCUCGCUCAAACAACUCUCGAGGAACCUAUCGUUAAUCAUGACGAAUCUCUUGUUAGCGCAUUGCAAGCUGCAUUUUCACAGAACGCCAAGGUGAAUAGCACAUUCACGACCACGGUAAAGGACGUUCCGCCCUCAAAAGACAAACCCCUCAAGACCAUCCUAGUGUCACCAGCUCAGGACAGACCAGUCAGACCACGCGCAAAAAUCCAAAAACACGUCCACUUCGACUUGAAUGAUAUCGAAGAAUGGCUGGAAACUGACUAUGCAACUGUCCAUGUGCCUAGCACCCCAAAUAGCAAAGACCUUCUCGAGGUCACUUUGGAAGCCUUGCGCCAAGUCGAGACUGGUCACGACGCACCAGAACGGACUAAAAAAUGUUGGGAGAAUGACCCGAAAUCGCUGACAGAAAAUUAUCUCUCGAGAGUUGGAGAGUGGUUCGGUCCGGAGGCAUUAAAGGAUGUGAAGCCGAUGGGUCAUAAGCUCCCAAAGGCAUCCACCAAAUCGGCGCAACGAUCCCGGGAGAUGUCGAUGGAGGUAGACACCCCCCCAAACGAAGUCGGAGAAGGAAUGUACUUGGGAAAGCGGAAACGCCCCGACACCGACAAAUAUGCUACGGUCGAAGCAUCUGCUUUGGUCAAUAACAAACAAGACAGCCCAGACGUGGAUACAGAUACGCAGAAAAAUGACACCAUUGAGACCAUGGAGAGAAAUGGGUUCAGCGAGCGCGAGAUUCAUCUUAUCCAGAAAUUGGUCAAGGGUAAGCGGGCGAUGGAGCCAAAGGAAGUUCGGGAGCUUGAUAUUUGUCUUGCCGAUAUUAAACGGAUGGGCGAGCAUGUUAACUGGAGUGGGCUUGGCAUAGUGAUGUGGGCCGCCUUGAAGAGGCUUAGUUCCAUGGAAGACGCCCCCAAAAAAUUAAGAUCCAGAGCUCUCGAAAUUGGCCAGUUCUGGCAAGGGCGAAUGGGUUGA